AUGGAGGCAUACAUGAAGAAGCUAGCUACUAUCCUGGCACUUGUAAUGGGCAUAGCUCUAGUUUCUAACCCAGUGGUGGCCAAUGGUGCUGAGACAUUCUGCCACAUGACCGAUGAAGGCUUAAACGCAUGUAGACCAUCAGUGUCAGGCCAAAAUCCCGUAGCACCAUCAGCUGCUUGUUGCUCUGCUCUGUCAAAAGCCGACUUGCAAUGCCUGUGUUUUUACAAGAAUAAUUAUCCAUGGCUAUUAACUACCUACAAAAUUGAUCCCAACCAAGCCUUGCAGCUUCCAGUCAAGUGCAGCCUAGUUGAGGAGUCUUUCCAUUGCUAA
Jatropha curcas is the source of this 330-nucleotide messenger RNA. RefSeq names its product putative lipid-transfer protein DIR1. NCBI's taxonomy places the organism in Eukaryota, Viridiplantae, Streptophyta, Magnoliopsida, Malpighiales, Euphorbiaceae. Gene Ontology annotation, biological process: systemic acquired resistance. The record is from RefSeq and is a predicted model, not a curated record. Gene Ontology annotation, molecular function: fatty acid binding.